AUGGUCAGUGUGAAGUGGAUAUCCUUAGCACUGGCCCGGCUUGGCAACAGACGCGAUGUGGUGUCGGCCUUCUUCCACGUGGCUCUUUGUUGUCGCAUGGUGCAGCAUUUCGACGCUGCACUUCUGUGGCUCCUCGUCUUGACCGUCGUCUCGGUCAUUGUGUUGCAUUUGGCCUCCGCGGCCGCGUCGGAGGAUGUCAUCUACAGUCUUGCUGCCUUUCUCGCCAUUUCGUCUUACGACCACUCCUGCCGCACGUGCACCGGAUCAGCAGGGCUACAAGAGCUGAACCUUCUCCUCACUAGCAAUAUUCUGCUUGCAGAGCUUAUGCUCAUCUGCACCGGGACCCGUCCAUCAGUUCUGGCAGCCUGGGCAGCAGCCCUAUCAUGUACGCUGUUCUGGAGAAACGUGCAACCGGAGUCGGCAAUGCUCAUCUGGUAUGGCCUUGGCAUGUACAUCCUUUCUGGCAACAACUCCAGCCAGAUCAAGGUUUCUGAGGAGUCGCCGCAUUUGCUACUCAACCGGUGCCUGGGCCUGGUUCUGCGAAGAAUCCGUGUUCCGCUGCAGCUGGCCCAGUCGGACCUCGAAGGCGGUGGAAACGUGACCGAUCGCAUGAGGGUUCGGCUGCAGCAGAUCUGGGAGCUCCUCUCGGGCUUCGACAACAUGCUCUCCAAGGAAUUUGAAGCCGCGGUUGCAAAGGAGUUGGGCUUGAAGUCCGAUGCCCUGAGCCCUCUCGGCCAUGCCGACAAGGCGUUACGAGUAUCGUCAGAGGACCACGACAUGGACGUGACUGUACCGGGUCAUGAUCAUCGGGAAGGCUCGCCUGAAUCCUCGACGACCGUGGGGUCAGGCACUUCCUGGGAGCCCGGACGUUGGGAAUGCCUCCCGGAGGAGCUCUCGCUGAAGCUGACGGUGGACUUAGAGGGAGAUGGCAUGCCCGUGACCGAAGUGAAGCUCUGCAUGGAGAGGCCAACCCCUCUGGACAGCUUCCUCCCGUCGGAGAGUGACUGGGAAGAGUUUCGAAGCUGGUUCGAGCCCGAAGUCAACCGCGCCAUCCACUUGGACAGCUACACCCCGGACAGCACUGCCAUCCCCCUCGUGUUACCUUUUUUGGGAGAUUGGCAUCGUCUCAAUGCCGGCAAGCUGCAGAUUUCCUGCAUUGAGACGGAUCAGCAUGCCUCGAGGUUCAUCCUCGAGGCCUCGCAGCUUACAACAUGCACCAUCCGAGGAGCGCCUCAUGAGACGGCUCGCGAGGUGAGGUGGCUUUGA
Symbiodinium sp. CCMP2456 is the source of this 1266-nucleotide messenger RNA. NCBI's taxonomy places the organism in Eukaryota, Dinophyceae, Suessiales, Symbiodiniaceae. The record is from the annotation of a GenBank genome assembly.